Messenger RNA from Colletotrichum siamense, 1542 nucleotides. RefSeq names its product Multidrug resistance regulator 1 (gene MRR1). The record is from RefSeq and is a predicted model, not a curated record. The transcript has 5 exons. Gene Ontology annotation, molecular function: zinc ion binding; DNA-binding transcription factor activity, RNA polymerase II-specific. The coding region runs from base 1 to 1542 and encodes 513 amino acids. NCBI's taxonomy places the organism in Eukaryota, Fungi, Ascomycota, Sordariomycetes, Glomerellales, Glomerellaceae. Gene Ontology annotation, biological process: regulation of DNA-templated transcription.
AUGGAACCGCAUGCUGCGUCAGAAAAUCCACCGGCAAGACGCCAACGCAAGAAGGUUUCUGCAGCCUGUCAAAGAUGUCGGCGGCAGAAGCUCAAGUGUGAUGUUCAACGGCCUUGCACCCUUUGUGUCAGAGCUGAAGUGGAAUGUGUCAAUGAGGAUACCGAUCGGUGGAGAAUCCAGGGCCCUCAACUCACCCGGAACCGGCCCCGCAGACCGGACGGAGACAAGGAUGACACCGCAAGUCUCCCGCGGACAAAACGCAGUCGGCGAACAGUCACCAGGGAAAAUGAUACGGCGGAGCCUGCAUCACCCGCAUCACCUGAAGCGGUCAUUAUUGCUGCAUCGCGGACGGCUUCUUCACCUUUGGAAGAUGAUGGUCCUUACAUCGGAGCAGAUUCCCCUGUCCCGCAGGUAACACCGGUGGAGAGGAGUAGGCGAUCAUGGCCAUCGAACUCUGCAGCAAUGACUUUCAUGGAUGAGGCUUUCCAACGUCAAGAUGCGACAACACCGGGAGAGGCCGACACGUCUGCGUUUGCUGCGAACCAAUGGUCAGCUAGAAGCAUUGCCACAAGCUCUUCGCGAGCAGAAAACGGUGUACCACUGAGACCCAGCCCACAUACUCCUGGGCUCUGCCAAUCGAGGCUACAUCGAAGCAAGAGGUCAAGCGACGCCGAGCGUGCUCUGGUGUUGACCUUACCCAAGAAACAGGUCGCAAAGCUGCUGAUUGACAAUUACUUCGACAAGAUCCAUUGGUGUUUUCUGAUCUUCUUUCAAGACGAAUUCAAGGAGCGUUUUGAAAGCCUUUUCAACGGUAUUUCUCGCAAUGACGGGAUUAAAGGAGCAAGCAUCAGUUUCGUCAGUCUCGUUCUUGGCAUAGCUCAGGUUGGGUCCACUUCGGAAUUCAACGAGGUCGCUGGUACAUAUGCUGUAUCAUUCGUGGCUUUACAUCUGUUCACAGCCGGGGUAGCUCUAUCGAUACUAACCAGCCUCGAACCGCUGAGUCGAGAGUCUUUCGAGUCAAAGAUGGGCCUUCGGCAACUAGUUUCAAUGCACUCUCAACUGAAGGCCAAGUCUAUCGUCGCCGAGCAAGGUUUCGAAAUUCUCAAGAGACUGAUGACCCUUGUAAUGUCAAAGGAAACCGAAAGGAUGCUUCAGUUUGAGGGCCCGGCAGAUAAACACCACGGACGCAGCUCAGAUUCGACUCAGCGGACAUCUAGCUCAAUUGAAGUAGCAACCCAGAGUAAUUCUGCCACAGGCGCUGGAGAAAGCCUCCCCUCUACAGAUUUCCAGGGGACAUCUCAGGACGAUUUAAUGAGUGACUCAAGACCCGACAUUCCGGAAGACUCAGCACAAAUGGCUCGUUCAGAUCUUGGAUUCUGCGAGGACCCUCUGGUGACUCAAGCUCUUCUUGAUUUUGAACAAGCCAUGAGCUACGAUCCGAAUGGCGUACUUGGAGGUAGCCUAGCAGAAUUUGGUGAUCCAUUCGCAGAGAGUUGUUUCGGUGCACAUGAUCAAGGCUGGAUUUGGAACCCAAGAAAUUGA